This is a messenger RNA of Hermetia illucens (black soldier fly), 1174 nucleotides long. RefSeq lists its product as uncharacterized. The record is from RefSeq and is a predicted model, not a curated record. Lineage: Eukaryota; Metazoa; Arthropoda; Insecta; Diptera; Stratiomyidae. The transcript is spliced from 4 exons. The coding region runs from base 99 to 998 and encodes 299 amino acids.
UUGAUUUGAAGAUAAACUUGUGAAUUUUUAGAUACCAGUUGUUUCUUAACAGUCUUCUUGUACGCACCAAGUUCGCGAAUUCGUUACCACUGUAAGAAAUGUACGUUCUGAGAAUAUCAAUAAGUGUCCUUUUGAUAUGUGCAACUUUUAAUGUCGGAGCACAAGUGUCGACAAAGUUGGAUUUAAACGAUGAUUCUAAGGAAGGAACCAGUCCAAAAAGCACUCCUAGACCAAAUACGAGUAGCGGAAGCAAUAGCAAAAUUUCACCCAAAAUCGAAGGAGUGAGGGUGACUGUGGAUACCAGUGACGGGAAGAAAACGAAAGAGGCUGAGAGCAAAGAAAGUGUCGAAAUAGUUGACAAUAAAAGCACAAAACGCGUUGGUAUACAUACGGACAUUACAUUCGAAAUCACCGAUGACAAAAAUGAUUUCAAUGCUACCAGCUCUGAACAGGGUGAAAAAGAUAACGAUGCUAGCGUCCCAAUAUUCAAAGGACGCACUUCAACUCGAAGACCACAAAGUCGUCUUCCAUACAAUCCAAGGAUUCAUACAAACUACCCCGGGCAGAUUGACUAUAUUCCAAAUGACAGGGAUCGCUACAAUGGACAUGGUGUUCCAGCUUUUCCAGGAUCAAAUGAUGAAGGUAUCUUUCGUACAGUUGAUCGUUGGUCAAACGUAAUUCCUUUAACCGGAGUUUGGACAACAGAACGAACGUCCUAUUUUGUGCCAGCAAGAAGUCACUACCAGCCCCAGGAUGUGAAUUACCGAAGUUACAAUCAUGAAACUCCAAAUUAUCGUCCAGUGACACGUCAGCCUCACUACUCACAAAGCCAACAACAGUUGGGGCAUAGUCACGGAUGGCAACCUUGCGUAUGUGUUUAUGAUAAUCAGUGGAAGGAUUCGAAUUCGAUUCGUAGUUUUCGCAGUACUGCCGGACGUAAAUUGAAACCGACAGCCAGGCACUCCAGUGAACUUGUAUCCAGCAAAAUAGAGAAGUGAUCUUCCAGGUUCUUCGUGGACAUGACUUGUUUCUAAGCAACAAAAUGGAACAAUAGAACUGAAUUUAUUCGUUUGAAGUAUGCCCUCUUCAACAAAAUUUGAACCCAUACUUCCUUCAUUGUAGUUACUAUAAAAACUAGAGUCUUUUUGAAUAAAAGUCCUGUUCCUUUUCUGAA